UUUCGUCUCUCUGUCGGUGACUUUAUACAAUCACGAGGAAUAAAAGUCCGAUAGAAACUUAUAAUUUUCUGAAACGUUGGAGAAUGAAACGAAGGCGGAAUCCACUCAGAGCGUUCCUUUCCAUGACAACCACAACUACGGAUGGUCGGUUAGCUCAAACUAGAUGGGACAACGAUUCGCGGAAGUGGAACUGGUCAAGCUGGCUUGGAGCAGAGAAAGAAAGCGGCCAAGUUACAGAAGAGCCUGCUGAUGCUAACGAAGAAAAACGCUUUAGUGAAAUAAACAAACCGAGCGACCAGCAGGGCAGAGAUGCUGGGACAGAUGCUCAGCUUCUCCAGAAAGCAAAAGGUUUCAGUGGUUACAUUUAUAAUUUUGCCAGCAGCGCCUCAAAAAAAUUAUCUGAGUCCGUAGUAGAAACAGCUCAAACCUUAAAGAAGAGCGUGGAGGAGAGGAAAAUCAGUGGAAUUAUUGAUAAGACCAUUUUGGGUGAUUUCCAGAAGGAACAAGAAAGGUUUGUUCAGGAGAAAAGAGCUAAAGAGUAUGGUGCUGCUGUGCCUCCAUGGGUGGGUUAUAAUGAAGAGGAUGCCAUACAGGAACAGAUAUUAGCUCUCUCAGCUGAUAAAAGAAAUUUUUUGCGUGACCCCCCUGCUGGGGUGCAGUUUUACUUUGACUUUGACCAAAUGUAUUCAGUCGCCAUGGUUAUGCUAGAGGAAGACGAGCUCCUGAGGAAGAUGCGCUUCCAUCUGGUCCCCAAACAGGUGAAAGAGGAAGUCUUUUGGAAGAAUUACUUCUACCGCGUGUCUUUGAUAAAACAGUCGGCUCAGCUCACAGCUCUCGCAGCCCAACAGGCGGCUGAGUGGAUUGAUGUGAAGAAAACCUACCCUUGCAAAGAUACUCAUCAAAACGAUGCAGUUAAAUCAAAAGCCAGCAGCCUCCAACCAAAAUCAAGUGAGGAUGAAGAAGAGCUCUCCACCAGUCUGCAGCUGUCUGAAUUUGUAAGUGAUACUUUUGACUCCUGUGAGAUCAACAAGGACGACCUGUGCAAAGAGAUGCGAGAGCUGGUUCUGGACAAGAGGGAAAACCUAAAUCCAGAGCAGGAGGAGAUGCCAGACUGGGAGAGAGAGCUGCAGGAAGAACUUCAGGAGUACGACGUGUUGGCUGACAGCGAAACCCACGAUGAUAACUGGGACAAGGAGAUCGAAGAGAUGCUGAGGGAGGAGAGUUAGAGUAAUGAGCGACACCUUCAGAGGCGCUUUGGUGAUUUCUUACAUCUUCGGUCUUCCAACAGCUCUCUGUGCAAUCAUGCGCUCCCCAGAUGAAGAGCUGGGAAGUUUGCAUUCAUGCGUGUUUAAUUCAAAAUGUGAAGAGAAAAUGGAUGUUACAAAGACAAUGUGUCUCACAUUAAUAGAAGUUUACAGUAUUUUUUUUUUCUUUACUUUGCCUGAUUUGUUAUCAGGAUUAAAGCUAAUAAAGAUAUUUUCUCGGUAAUCUAGCUCACUCUGAAGCACCAGGAAGCAAAAGCUUCCUGGUGCAUCUGGUGUAAAAGUCUGCCAGUCAAGCAUAGAGCUUUGUUACCAGUUACGGCAAUGGACUUAAUCUAUGAAAGAUGGACGCUACUUCUGAGCACUGAAGUGGAGCCAGUGUGGAAGUGGCUGUACCCUGCAUUCUCUUAACAGCCAGCAGGGGGUGACUCUUGUUUCAGAAAGACCUCCAGUUGUGUAGAGGUUUAUGGUAACUCAGCCUUCAGCUCCUGUAAUCCAUGAUCUCCGUAAACAUGUUUGUGAUGAAUUCACAGCCUGAAUCGGUAGUUUCAUGUUUUAUUGAACACAAAGUGAAGCUCAUUUGAUAAAUUAUUGUAUGGAUUAUGGACAAUAAAGCAGGAUGUGCUUCAGGGCGGGGCUAAGUUGUGAUUGAUAAGUCAUUAACAAAUGAGCUUACAGCAUUCUUGGGUUUCACAGUCAGAUCCAUUGUACCUCGGUUUUAAAAAGCUGAGACACUAACGAUAACCAGUUUGGGUCACAUGUGACAUCACAGUGGCUGUGCCCAUUAUUUAUAUACAGUCUUUCAUCUUACAUAUUAUGUGAGGCUAUGGCAAAAAAACAAGCAACACACUGAAGGAAGAAUACAAGCGCUGCUUCAUUUGCACAGCAGGCUUGUGUGGAAGCUACAUUUCUAGCAGAAAUUAUAUAUUAAACCGGACUAUGAACAGUGAAGAUUCUCUGUAAUUCAUUAAACCAGAGAUUUUAGUUUUGAUCUGGAGAAUUUCAUGAAACCAGUGAAGUAUAACUCUCAAAGUUUAUCCUCGACUGAGCCACCCUUUUUCAUACAUACAAAUGAUUUGUUGGUUUGUCAUGCUUUUUAAAUGCUGUUAAUAAAAUACCUACAGGCUUUGGACUCCAUGUAUUUCACCAAAUUUAUUAAACAGAUGAGUGAACAUGCAGGUUUUUUGAAUGCAUUGUUUAAUGUGAAACCAUGCCGGUCCGAAGCAGUCUUCCUCUUGUUUAUGUUUUUUGGGACUUUUCCCCCCUUAUUUUUGUACAUUAAAGAUGUUUUUCUGC
Molecule: messenger RNA, 2558 nt
Organism: Pundamilia nyererei
Lineage: Eukaryota; Metazoa; Chordata; Actinopteri; Cichliformes; Cichlidae
Product: synapse-associated protein 1
Exons: 10
Coding region: 84-1226 (380 amino acids)
Biological process (GO): regulation of short-term neuronal synaptic plasticity; TORC2 signaling
Cellular component (GO): nucleus; Golgi apparatus; cytoplasm
Source: RefSeq, a predicted model, not a curated record